Acaulospora colombiana is the source of this 174-nucleotide messenger RNA. The record is from the annotation of a GenBank genome assembly. NCBI's taxonomy places the organism in Eukaryota, Fungi, Glomeromycota, Glomeromycetes, Diversisporales, Acaulosporaceae.
UACAAUGGAAUCAAUUACAAUUGCACUCUCAAAAGUGAACAAGCCAAAAACCUCAACCAAGAACUUUGGAUCGCCUUCUUUGACAUCUCAAAGAGUCAAAAUACCUACCAAGAUCUCACAGCUUAUCCUGAAUCUCCUAAUGGAAAGAGAGCUCAAAAUUAUCACACACUAUGA